ACUGGUCGAAAGGUACUACACAGGUAUGUGGCCAUUGGGAAAAUUGAAUCAGUAACAGCCCUUGAUGUAAUUAGACAAGCGUCGUUAAUAAUUGGUCAAUCCACUGAACUAGCAGAAGCGAUAGUUGACGCAAUUUGGCUACAUGAUGUACCUAAUUGGUUCCAUCUUGGUUUGAGAUUCUUUCCCCCGUUUAGGUACAAAUCAGCGCAACUAAACUCAGGCCAGCACACUGUCAUCUUGCGGCACUGGUGGAGGCUUUGCAAGCAGCUGGUGUUGUAUCGUGUUCUUCAGCGCAGAGAAAUUGAACUCGUCCCAAUGAGGCAAGCCCAAGCUUGA
Molecule: messenger RNA, 336 nt
Organism: Pelagomonas calceolata
Lineage: Eukaryota; Pelagophyceae; Pelagomonadales; Pelagomonadaceae
Source: the annotation of a GenBank genome assembly